Molecule: messenger RNA, 456 nt
Organism: Aspergillus ochraceoroseus IBT 24754
Lineage: Eukaryota; Fungi; Ascomycota; Eurotiomycetes; Eurotiales; Aspergillaceae
Exons: 3
Coding region: 1-456 (151 amino acids)
Source: RefSeq, a predicted model, not a curated record
AUGCGGAAUCCGCAAAACCUAGUUCAUUUCCGGAGUGUGAAUCAUCGUCGCUCGUAUCUCUGUUUCGAGAGCGCUCCCACGAAUCUGUGCGGGGAAAAAGUGAGUGUCAGGACAACAAUAUCCGGGGUAGAUCUCAGCAUAGCUUAUCGCCUAGCACGGUUGCCACCUGAAGCACCUACCUUUGAUUUGGUUGAGGCGAACCAUGAUAAUCUGGUGGAGGCGUCUAGGAUAGUACAAUCAACGACGCGGUCGUUCUCAUUGAUUUUCAUCAUACGAUAUUUCCAAGACCAUGGAGCCUGGAAGUGGACCACUCCGUCGGCCACCGAGAAUUCUAAGCGCGACCCAUGUUCCAAUUGUGUUCUUUCAAACACUCGCUGCGUGCGCGGUCGGAAGCGACAGCCCGCUAAGCGCAAGUUCAGCAAUCCCGCUGGCGAGGAUCUGAACAUGGAUCAGUGA